AUGCUUUCCAGUCAGGAUCUCCUGGAUAAUUCAUCUCUUAUAUCUAUUGCAGCAGUUUCAGGUGAUGACUUAGUUGGAAUAUUGGUAGGGACAGUAACGACUUUGGGAAACUGUAGUGCUGAUGAUAAUAAAUUACUUGCAUCGAGUUUUCCACUUUCGACGGGAGUUGCAUACAUACUUAGUUUGGGUGUUACGUCGUCAUUCAGGUCCAGAGGUGUUGCAUCUAUAUUAUUGAGAUCAUUUAUUGGUUAUGUAUCUGGUGAAAAUAUGGAUUGGUUGAAUGAUUCUAAUCAUCAAGGUGAUUUACCUUGUUCAGAUCUAUUCAGUCAAACUGUAAAUGUGAAUCCAGAUCACUAUAGCAAUGGAGAGCAUUGUUAUUCUGACAGCAAUGCAUCAACUAAGUGUAGCGAUACAUCUUCAUCUAUAAUUUGGCGUGUCAAAGAUUAUAAAUCUCUAUACAAUCUAAUUACACAAUUACCACAUGUCUCUCCUGUACAAGCUGUUUAUCUUCAUGUGUUACAUAGUAAUCUACAUGCAAGACGUUUCUAUGAAAAUCGUGGUUUUAUUUUUCUUCAUACACGUCCCGGUUGUUAUACAAUUGAUGGUAGAUCUGCUGAUGGUUGUACAUAUGUUCUUCAUACAAAUGGUGGAUAUUUAGAUUGUAAACCAUUAAAUUAUAAUUUAAAUACUAUAUAUGAAUAUCUUAAUGAUCAUUCAGUAGUAUUUUAUCUAAGAUGGAUUAUUCGUUUUUUCUCUCAAUCAGGAUAUACCAUUUUGUAUAAAUUACGUAGAUUUUCACAUUAUCUUUAUGAUACCCCUUCGAUGUUUUUACAUUAUCAUGCAUAUAAUCAUCAAAGGCAGGGAUAUAUCAAUCAUCUUUCUUCCUCUUCUUCUUCUUCUUCUUCUUCUUCUUCUUCUUCGUAUCCAACUUCACCUUGUUUACCGUAUCAUUUCUCUGAAUGUUUUAUUCCAGAUACCACAUCAACAUCAUCAUCAUCAUUAUGUGUUUCUCCAGAUUCACCUGUUCUAGAUAAUGAGUAAUAUGCUUUCUAUUUACUUAAUUUAAUGCAUGAAAUUAUGUAAAUCAUAAUAGUACCCAUACAUACAUAUUGUUCUAUAUAUGUUCUAUAUACCUUCUCUAUUCAUCUACGGUUAGUUGUUUUCUUAUUCCUAUGCUUAACUGGUUGUAUAUGUGAUACUAUAUUUGAUGCAUUUUUAAGUUAGACAAUUAAACAAAUAAGUUUGUAUAAUUGUAGAUUAUCUUGCAUUAAAUCAUAAUGUAACUUAGAUCUAUACAACCUUAGUAAAGACUAUUACUUCUUCUUUUAUUUUUCUCUUUUUACAACAUAAUUGUAUUCAAUAAUUGAUCAUAAUGAUACUGUGAUUAUGUUUGUGAAUUUUGUUACUAACUUACUUACGCCUGUUACUCUUCGUGGAAGAGUGUAGGCCAUCCACCAGCAUUCUCUAUCCAACCCCUUGUCUUGGGCAAUCCGUUCUAGUUCUUUCUAGUUGUUAUACAUCUUUUUCAUAUCUGCUUUCAUUUUGUCACCUUUUGAAAAUUUUGUUGUUGUUGUUGUUGUUGGUAAAUUGUUCGUAUUGUUCAUUUCAUUAUGUUUAUUUUGUUAUCAUUCACAAUUCAUAAAUACCACGUUGUUGAACGUAUUGUUAAAUAAAACUAACUGACCUGAUAAGCGUUUUAGUAUAUGUGUAUGUAUGUAUGUAUGGAUGGAUGGAUAAUACAAUGGGAUUGUCUUUA
Schistosoma spindalis is the source of this 1756-nucleotide messenger RNA. The record is from the annotation of a GenBank genome assembly. NCBI's taxonomy places the organism in Eukaryota, Metazoa, Platyhelminthes, Trematoda, Strigeidida, Schistosomatidae.